CGGGCCUUGAGGCGGUUUGUUGUUCCCGCCGCCGCCGUUGUCAGUGUCGGGGAAGGCUUAGGCCGGAUUUCCUCCGUCGCUGGAGCGCGGAGAGGGCCGCCGGAGGGAGAGCUGCGUCUCCUGGCAGACGGGAACGGAAAAAUUUCCUAUAUGGAUAAGCCUGAAAGUGAUGUUGAAGCUGGAAAUAAACUACUGUGACCAAAGUGACAAUGCGUCGGUUGUCAGACGAUCCAGAAAAUGCCCACGGCAGCAGUCUGGGCUCCUGUCCUUCUUUACGGGAUGUUCAUUCCAUCAACCCUGCACAGCUGAUGGCAAGAAUUGAGUCCUAUGAAAACAGAGAGAAAAAAGGCAUAUCUGAUGUCCGAAGGACUUUCUGUUUGUUUGUCACCUUUGACCUUUUAUUUGUAACCUUGCUGUGGAUAAUAGAGUUAAAUGUAAAUGGAGGCAUUGAGAAAACCUUAGAAAAAGAAGUCCUCCAUUAUGAUUACCAUUCUUCAUAUUUUGAUAUUUUUCUCCUGGCAGUGUUUCGAUUUAAAUUUUUGAUACUGGCGUAUGCAUUAUGCAGACUGCAACACUGGUGGGCCAUAGCAUUUACAACAGCAGUGACCAGUGCCUUCUUACUAGCAAAAGUUGUUCUCUCAAAGCUGUUCUCUCAGGGUGCCUUUGGCUAUGUGUUGCCCAUCAUCUCCUUCAUUCUUGCCUGGAUAGAAACCUGGUUCUUAGAUUUCAAAGUAUUGCCUCAAGAAGCAGAAGAAGAAAACAGACUUCUGAUGGUGCAAGAUGCCUCUGAACGAGCUGCCCUUAUUCAGCCGGGCCUCCCCUCUGAUGGGCAGUUUUAUUCACCACCUGAAUCUGCAGCAGGAUCGGAUGAAGAAUCUGACGAAAAACAGGACAGUGAGAAACCUGUUGUAUAGCAAAUAUGUGAACAAAGCUAAAACCUGAAUCCAGAUUUGCUCAGGACUUGUCACGCUUUGACUAUAAUGACGGCGCCUACAGUUGACGCCAUUGGAAUUCAGAGCUGAAGCAUUUAUUUAUUGAUUGAUUGGUCAAGAGGAAACCUGUCCCCAUGUUCUGUAUGAUACCUCAGCAAACCCGUCCCAUGUCUGCAUAUGUCUCUUGGACUGAAUUUUGCUUAAUCUGAAACGUGCUCGUCCAUUAUAUAUUCUAUCAUGCUUGAACUGAUUUUUUUUGAAUGGUCAGAAGGCUACUGGAGAGCCAACGUUUAUUUAUCUGAUCUGAAGGCCUGAUACUAUAUGAAGAAAUGCUUUACGAUGGAAGCUUGUCCAACAAUUUACAUUCACUAGAUGAUGGUUAAGAUGACUGUUAAUGUCCUAUUAAUUUUACAUUUUUAACAAGGCAACUUUUUAAAGUGGAAUUAUGUACUCUUUGUAAACUAAACACAUUAAUAAAAAUGUGACAUCAUAGAUUAGUGUGUGUAAAUUCUGAACAGGCAAGAAAAAGGACUUUUUCCUCUUAUAAAGAACUGUCACCUAAUCUGUAAGCUUCUUGUACUGUGCUCCUGCUGAGAAACUGAAACUCUUUUACUCCUGCCAGAUUCCACAGCAUAAAUGGAUUACUCUUGUGUGUAUAUCAGUAUAUAUAAAUCUUGCACUACUUCUAAUCAAUACAAAGUUAAUUAUAGUAAUUGCAAAACUCACAGUAUUCUGUAUAUAUUUCUGCCUGUAAUGUACCCAGAUGUUGUUGCUCUUAAACUCACUUGAUUAUUUUUAAGUUGUGUGUGUGUGUGUGUGUGUGUGUGUGUGUGUGUGUGUGUGUGAGGGCUAUAUGAAGCAUGUAAAGUCCUACCAGCAUUGAUUUGGGUUUGAUUCUAUAAUGAGCUUGCCUAAAAAUUUCUGGUAUGUGUUUUUAACAAACUGUUAUGAAGGCUUUUUUGUAAUAUCACUCUGGAUGAAUUUGGUUUUUAUGUUCUUGCUUCUCUAAACAUUCAGCUAUCUUACAGAAAGUACUGCGUUUCAACUUACUUGUUGGCGGGGAGGGGCUGUGGCUUAAAGGGAGAGUACAUGUUUCAAAGUUUCACAUGCAGCAUGUUGCAGGUUAGAUUCCUGGCAUCUCAAAUCUCAGGUCAGCAGGGCUGGCUUACAUAGGACCAGUAGCAGGAAAUAAGAAGAAUAUUAGAACAGGGGUCUUAAGAAUGCGUAGUUCAAGCCACUAUAACUGGUCUUUUUAGUGCAACUCCUACCAUCUUGAUACAGUUUUCUCAAAAGCAAAGAACAUGAGAGCAAGUUAUGUUUGAGCUAAAAGCAAAUCUUGUGUAUUUUAAUAGGGUGGAUUCUAGUUUUUUAUGCACUGCAAACAUCUAAUAUGGUACAGAAGGUGUCCAUAGUUGUCCAUGGAGAGAACAUACCCCACCCAGACUACUAUGAGGUGGAAGGCCAGAAAUUAACAGUUUUGGUGAAAGAUAUGGACUGGUCUUUUGCCUGUCAUAAUAGGACUUGCAAUGAAAGCCCAUUGUGUGAAAAAAUACAAUGGGCUCUAGAAAAGUGUUGGUCAUUUUUUAAAUUUUUCAUGAAACAGCAAUCAGUAGAGCUUACUCUGAGGAAACUGUCUUCAGGAUUGCAGUCAGGCUUCUUUAGGGAGGGGAGAAUAAGCUCCACACAAUCCAGUGGGGACCCCUCCCAGGCAAGUGCGGACAGGUGUCCAGAGCCACCAGGGCUUCCAUCUUCUCAGCGACCCUCAGGUGAGGUGCAGGGAGGAGUGCUGUGCCUGCGUGAAGAUUAAUGUGUAUUCUGCUCGUUCCCUCGGCGCUCUCCCACUCUAGCCUGGGAGCUGCCGUGAAGGGGCCCGGUGAAUCAACAGCCUGAGCGCUCCUGCCAGCGGCAAGUGGGCACUUUGCAGCGGCCUGGAGGCCAGAGAGGAAGGGCGCUGAGGGGAGGCAUGUUUAGGCAGUUGAUUCGUUGGGCCCCCUUCCAGCAAUGCGCCUGUGCGAAGAUUAAUUUGUAUUCUGCUCUUCUUCCCCUCAGCGCCAUCCUGCUCUGGUCUGGGGGCUGCUGCGAAGCUCCUGCUUGCCACUGCAAGGGGGCCCGGUGAAUCAACAGCCCAAGCACUCCUGCCAGCACAAGCAGGUGCUUUGUAGCGGCCUCGAGGCCAGAGUGCACCUGCGUGAGGAUAAAAAGUGAGACGUUUUCAAUACAGCUUGCCUUUUAUGUAGUGGGAUGAAAUCUUGGGAAAUAUUAAACAUCUUUGGAUAACUGUCUACAGUUGAUACAAUACACAUUAGCCGUAUGAGUAUACUGGGCACCUGUCACUUUGGUGAGAUUAGGCUUAAUAGCAAAGCAGUGCAGUAAGGAAGGAGGAACCCUAUUUUGCAUGAUAUGGGCCUGCCCAGUGAUAGCCCUAAUGAGACAUGACAUGAAAAAGUAAGUCUGUUUUAGGCAUGUCUUUAGAUCGGUCAGCAGCACAUUUAUUGCUGGGUGUCUUUUCAUCUGAUGGUACACUUAGAAAAGAGUCCAUUUUGGAUUCUGCAGGCAACAGUGAUCGCCAAAAGAUUAGUCUUACAGGGUUGGAAAUCCAGUUUUGUGCCAUAUAUAGAUCUUUGGCAAGAAGGGAUGUUGGAGUUAACUAUAAAAGAACAUACAGUAUUUUCCAGCAGAGAGAUGUAUAAGAAACAUAAGCACCUUCAGCUGGACUUUUUGCAGGCACAUAGCUUCGGUGAGUUAAUGUAUUUUUGUUGUGUCUGUCCCCACUUUUUAAAUUGUUGAUUGAGAUACUAUGUUUCGUUUUAAUAAAUAUUUUUUAAAAUAAACUAAA
Molecule: messenger RNA, 3768 nt
Organism: Eublepharis macularius
Lineage: Eukaryota; Metazoa; Chordata; Lepidosauria; Squamata; Eublepharidae
Gene: STARD3NL
Product: STARD3 N-terminal like
Exons: 9
Coding region: 210-914 (234 amino acids)
Source: RefSeq, a predicted model, not a curated record